AUUUCAGUACUGUGGCAGGCAGAGAGGGAGAAGGGCGCGCGUUUGAGACAGGCAGCGUUAACUGGGCUAACUGUGAAAGCUUACUGAAGAUACCAUGGACACGCGGAGUAGCUUCCAGCUCGGACUCGCUAUUUGCAUCUUCAGCGUAACAUAUUCAGCUAAAGCUAAAAAAUGUGACCCUGGGUUCUACCUUGACAGCAAAAGGAACUGCACUGAUGACAACGAGUGUGGCGAUAAUGAAAGUACUUCAUCCGCAAGGUGUGGUGCUCACACAGACUGUUACAAUACACAGGGGAGUUACUACUGUACCUGUAAGAAAGGCUUCUCAAAUCAAUUAGGAAAGACUAACUUUACCAGCCGGAUGAACUGCCACGAAAUUAAUGAAUGUUACCAAAAGCCACCAGUGUGUGGGCCAAAUACAAUAUGUCAUAACACAAUGGGGAGUUUCUACUGCCUCUGCAAGAAAGGAUUCAUCACGCGAUUGGGACUAACUAACUUUACAGAUGGAAGUGCAGGGUGUAUAGAUAUCAAUGAGUGUGUGACAGACAUAUGCGGCUUGAAUGCAGAAUGCACCAACACAUUUGGGAGUUUCAAAUGCACCUGUAAGAAAGGAUUUACCCCUGGAGAACGUACCUUCACCAAUAAGACAAAGACUGGAUGCCAAAAUGUCGAUGAGUGUUUGAACGUAAUGGAACGUUGCGGCCCCAAUGCCAACUGUGUUGAUGCACUAGGAUCUUUCAACUGUUCCUGUAAGAAUGGCUUUGUCUCAACCGGUGAAGCUACAUUUACCGAUAAAACAAAGAUUCAGUGCAAAGCCGAUCUGUGUCUGUCCCGUAUCUGUGGACCCAAUACAGUGUGUCGCAGUAAAGCUGGCCGAUUCUACUGUGAAUGUAUCGAAGGAUUUUCCUCAGCCUCCGGGGGCGCUAGAGUGACUAUACGAGCCCCCUGCGUCGCUCUGGAAUCCUUACGUCCUAGGUCUUCAUCCUUUCAGGAUGUGAAUACAUUUGUUGGGCAGUCUAUCAAAAGUCUCUUUAAGUUCGAAAAUAGGAAUUCAGAAGAGUUCCAUAGGCUGAUUUCCAAUUUCCUUAACAUCAUAGAAAAAUAUUCAAUCAAAGCUGCUCGCAACUUAAGUCAUGAAGAGAUAAAGAAUUUCUCGACCGACCAAUUUGAUGUCAUUAUUCAAGCUAUCCGGAACAAUACAAUCCCUAAAGGUAGAAGGGCAAAGUUAGCCACUGCUAAUAACAUCAUGGACAUUGAUUGGAACAGUGUGGCUGGGAAGGAAAGCUUUGAUGUUGCUGCCGCCGCUCUUAUCUCAAUCAAACAGCUGGACUGUCUAAUGGGCGCCAACAUUUCAGACAGCGCCGAUAAUGAAACCAAACUGGAGCUGAUCUCUGAAGUCGUCACGGCCACUGUAACCAACACAGACAAGGAGAAUCUUGCUGGAAAUGUCAUCCUAACCUUCAAGCACAAGAAGUACAAUAAUCAAACAACGAAAUGUGUCUACUGGGACAGUUUAGCGUCUGUCUGGUCUACUCAUGGCUGCAUGUUGCAGCAUUCCAACGCAACCCACACCGUGUGCACUUGUACACACCUGUCAAGCUUUGCUGUGCUCAUGGCCCUGUAUGAAAUAAAGGGGCCGCACAUAUACAACCUAGACAUGAUCACCAUAGUUGGCAUCAUUUUAUCGCUUGUGUGCCUCUUCAUUUCUAUCCUCACGUUCACCCUGUGCCGUUCAAUUAAGAGUAUAAGGACCACUAUCCACACCCACCUCUGCCUGAGCCUGUUCUUGGCAGAGUUACUGUUCCUCAUCGGAAUAUCUAGGACUGAAAACAAGACUGGGUGUGCCAUUGUUGCUGGAUUCCUGCAUUACCUGUUCUUGACCAGUUUUGCCUGGAUGCUCCUGGAAGGUGUCCAACUUUACCUCAUGGUGGUGAAGGUCUUCAAUGCCAAGAGCCUUCAAUUGAAGUACAUGUGCCUGUUUGGCUAUGGGUUUCCACUGCUCGUGGUCGGCAUCUCAGCUGCCGCAUAUGCUCAAGGCUAUGGAACAAAAGAAUAUUGUUGGUUGGAUCUGAAGUCAGGGUUUAUCUGGGCUUUCCUCAUUCCAGUCUCCUUAAUUAUUCUGGUCAACGCAGGUUUCUUUAUCAUUACUGUGUGGCGGCUAGUGGACAAAUUUUCAAGCCUUAACCCUGAUAUGAAUGAGUUGAAGAAAAUCAGGGCUUUCACCAUCACCGCUGUCGCCCAGCUCUGCCUCCUGGGGUGUAUGUGGAUCUUUGGCAUAUUACAUUUCCAGGAGAAUACGAUUGCCAUGACCUAUAUCUUCACCAUCAUCAAUAGUCUGCAGGGGGUGUUCAUCUUUACCCUGCACUGUCUCUUUAACAAGCAGGUGAGGGACGAAUAUGCCAAGAUCCUCGUCAGUAUCUGUCACAUGAAGAAAGCCUCAAAAUACUCAGAGUUUUCAACCUCGUCGACCCAGGGGCUGAAAAGCACACACGAGACAGGAAUGUGAACGGAAACACAGUACCUACGCAGGGCUGUCUCGAGAGCUGCUUGACUAUGUGCAAUUGAGAUAAAGAGAGAGAGAGAGAGACGGCAUCGCACUGAAUCACUCUGCUUGGGACUGAAAGUGGUCUAUUAAGUCCCACCCCUGCUAUCCGGGUUUUCCGCCGUCUCUCUGCUUAAAUGCGGUACGAUUUGGAGGAGACGAGAGAAGAAAACCAUUUUGCCAUUCCGAUAUUCAGGAAUGCUUUAAUCCACUUGGGCCACAUCUGCUUUUAACGAGCAUGUCUGUAGCAUGAGCUUGUACAAUUCUAUGAUUUGGCGUGACGCUAUGGUAAUGAUAGCAUGGAGAUUGGAUGACAGAGUGAGUUAUAUGAUGUCCUUUCACCUUGAGGACCCUAGGAUUGAGUCCAUCCCAGGCAGAUGAUGUGAAGGUUCCUUUAGAACCAUAGAAAAGUGACAGCACAGAAGGAGGCCAUUUGGCCCAUCUUGUCCAUGCCAGCAUGAGGACACCCAGGUGCCCUUUCUAAUCCCACCUUCCUGCACCCGGCCCAUAGCCCUGCAGCUUACAGCACUUAAGGUGCAGAUCCAGGUACAUUUUAAGUCCCCCUCUGUUUGACUAAAAGUCCCAUAUGUAAGGGGCAUUCUCAAUCUCAUUCCCAUUAGCUACUGAUUGGACAAGGGCUACUUUCCCAUUAAAUGCUUUUGCAGUGCUGGAGAGGAGGGCUGGAGAAUAUUGUGGGUAGGUGGUAGAGUGAGGCCACAAAGGAAUUAAGAAUUGAUGAUUUUGAAGUUGGAGGACUGGCGAUCGGUAGUGGUUAGGGAGCUGGUGAAUAUAGGGCUGGUCUUUGUAUGAGGUGAGGGGGAUGUAGUGUUGUAGUGUUUUGAAAUUGCAAAUGCACAUAUUGUUCACUUGAACCUGCCAUACAGAACUGUACCUGGAAGACGGUGACUGCAAACAGAAGUGGGGCAUAUGCAGAAACUUUUAUAUCUAUAUAUAUAUAUAUAUAUAUAAGAGCCAUGUCUGCUCGCGCACUUUGAAUUCCGAGCUGUAUCUGGCUGUUUCAAGCCCCAACAACCUCACAAGGUAUGAGGCUAGGGAGUUUUGGGGUGAGUUGCAGUUUGUGUAGAGAUGGAGAUGAGGCUGGAGCAUGCACGAGCUGACUUAAAAAUCAGCCAUGACCUAAACAUUGAGGGGCCAAAUAGCCCAUUCCUGUAGACACGUCCUUAAAAUUUGAGCAUGGGGAUGAGAGUGCUGUUUCCUUGAGGAGCUGAGAUGAGUUGGAGUGGCUGAUAGGGGAAGGGUGGGCUUUGGAUACCUCUUCAUACUGGGCGGAGACAGAGUAAAGUGACAAGAGGGCAUGUGUGAGCUACACAGACCACUCCCCUUUCCCUGUACCAGCCAGUCACUGUCUGGGUUGUUGGAGAGCCAAUAGGAAGGUGGCUCGCAUGUCCCACUGAUGAUAACAGAUUCUGUUUGGUCAAGAUGGCAUCAAAGGCAGAGAUUCCAUCCCCCCCCAUCCCCCUCAACCCCUUUAUUGAUAACGUGCUGAGCACUCCAAUAGCACUGAGAUGCUCAGUGUCAACAACUCACGAGCAACAGAAAAAGGCUGGCACUUAUCCUGGUCACUUGGCAUGAAGCUGGAGUCCAACUUGGCUUCAGUGGGAUAACAUGAACUGGGAACACACAAGUUCCACAGCAGAGGAUCUACCAAUAGCACCACCCGUCCACCAGAGGAUGCGGGCAGGGAAAGUAGGCACACGGAGACGCCACGACCUCCAAGUUUCCCUCCGGUUCACACGUGCAGACCCACUUUAGAUGCAUGAGGGGUAAAAAUACACCACGAUGCUGAGCCCAGUUUGCCAGGUAACUACCAGAAUUAAAACAACGCACAUUACCCAACACAAGAGGACAAGGAGUAACUGUGUGAAGGUCUAGUAGUGGAACAGCUGGCCAGGUCACAAUACGCUGUUAAGUUAAAAUGUUUAGGAAAAAAAAAGUGUAAUCCUAUUUAUGAAAACAAGCCCCAGCGAUUAGCAACUGCUGUUCUGUUUAUCAGUUUAUAUUUUUAUAUUCUGCUGUUUGUAAAUGUUUGUAAGUGUUCGCAGCUUUGAGUUUUGUUUUAGAAAGAGAGGGAUUCAAGUUAACUUAGCUCCCCGCCCAGUCAGGGACAGGGCGGGUUUGAGUCCGACGCGUGUGUUUACAUCCAGCCGGUGGGUGGCCUUAAUUCACAGGGGCAUCUGCUCCAUUGCUGCUCCGCGUCUUUUCGGGAUGAAAGGCAGCCGGCCGACCCUGGGAGUAGGAACCCAGGAUUGGCUGCGGAUGGAGAAUGGCCUUGCCCCCCACCACCAACACCACCCCCCCCCCCCCCCAACCCCCACCUUGCGGGCUGCCUGGUCGGAGUAGGUCAGAGGGGAAACUGGGCGAGGGGCACCAUCGAGCGCCCCUACGCCGGCGCCCUUCACAGCCGCUGGUGCCGGAGUCGGCAUCGGAGCAGGACGCGGUCUGCGGCGGCUGCUCGCUUGCUCUCUCUCUCUCUCUCUCUCCCUAAAUCAGCGGGCUCCUCCGCUGAGCUGACCUUACCAGCUGAGCACAGUGCACAACCUUGUCAACCCCCGCCCCCCACCCCACCAUCACCCCAAUCCCCCCCCCCCCAACCAUGAUACCCAUCCCCAUUCCGUGCUCUCUGGUUCGUCAACCCAAACAUCUCCCCACACGUUUUAGCAAUUUUCCUUGAUGUUGUCAAAUGUUUGGUUUUUUGUUCGUGUGUCAUGUUGAGAAAUGUUCCGUUUUUGAAAAGGCUGAUUUUAGUUGAUUUUAUUUUAUUUUUGUUUUGCGUAACGUCUCGUCCGUGAGGCAGUGCGUGACAAGCUGAGGUAACCGUGUACCAAGGCGCGUUCUGGCGAUGGUUUUCAGUGACGAAUGUAUAUAUAUAUAUUUUUUUUUUUUUCCUAUUGCUGUGUUUCGCUGGAACUCUUUUCACCCUGUGCUGCGGUUUCAUCUUAUCACCAGUCUUCCUUCAAAUAAAAGAGAGAGAGAAGGUU
Messenger RNA from Carcharodon carcharias (great white shark), 5541 nucleotides. RefSeq names its product putative adhesion G protein-coupled receptor E4P. The transcript is spliced from 19 exons. Gene Ontology annotation, cellular component: membrane. Gene Ontology annotation, molecular function: calcium ion binding; G protein-coupled receptor activity. The record is from RefSeq and is a predicted model, not a curated record. The coding region runs from base 95 to 2506 and encodes 803 amino acids. NCBI's taxonomy places the organism in Eukaryota, Metazoa, Chordata, Chondrichthyes, Lamniformes, Lamnidae. Gene Ontology annotation, biological process: adenylate cyclase-activating G protein-coupled receptor signaling pathway; cell surface receptor signaling pathway.